UUCGCAUUUGCCGGUGUGGAAGACGGAAGCACAUGCUUCUGCGGCAACUCGGUCGAGGGGGCUACCCCAGGUGAUGGCUGCGACACCGCCUGUUCCGGCGAUGACGCUCAGAACUGUGGAGGCUUUGCCCACUUCAAACUUUUCGCUGCUGCUAGGAUCGCCCUCCCCAUUGACAUCGAUCCUUUUACCGGCCAAGAUAUGCCUACUGAUCCCGCCGUGACCGGUACUGUGAUUGCUACCGGGGGAUGCUAUGCUGAACCCAACCAGAACGGGGUCAAUCUUCAAGCCCUCACAGGGGCAUCUGCUCUCAAUGUCGCUGGCCUUACCGCCAACCUCUGCGCCAACCUCUGCUCAACUCAAGGUUUUAGCCUAGCUGGUCUCGAGGCCGGGGACGCUUGUUUCUGUGGUGAUGAACUCGAAGGCGCUACAGCCACCGAUCCCAGCAACUGUAAUAUACCCUGUGCAGGCGACGACACGGAAAUCUGCGGUGGA
Molecule: messenger RNA, 492 nt
Organism: Dacryopinax primogenitus
Lineage: Eukaryota; Fungi; Basidiomycota; Dacrymycetes; Dacrymycetales; Dacrymycetaceae
Product: WSC-domain-containing protein
Exons: 2
Cellular component (GO): plasma membrane
Source: RefSeq, a predicted model, not a curated record